AUGUUGUGGCAACGAUUAUAUUUUUCCACACGUUUAUUGAAUUUUAUGCACCGAUUUCUGAGGAAUCAAUCAUGUUUAAGAGCGAUUCCGAGGCUCAGUCCCAGUCUUAUACCACAUCAGAAGCCUUGCAUCGUCGAUCCAGUUUCUCUUGCUAAUUCCGUGAUUACGGUCCCCGAUGAGCCUCUGCGGUUUUACUACCCUACUUUUCCAAUCGGGUACGGGUUUAAGUUCCCGACUAUGGUUCAUGGUUCGGGUCUAGUCGAUAUGGUGCCGUUCACUGAGGCGGUGGUGGUUUACGCUGAUAGUGUGAAGAAGAAGAAGAUGAACAAGCAUAAGUACAGGAAGGCUCAAGGUCGCAAAUCUUAAGAGCUUCCUCAACAUAUUUGUUUUGAAUUAGAUCGAUAAUAAUGUUACAAAGUAUUGAUUAAAGUCUUUUGUUUUGCUAAGUGCUCACCCAUUUCCACACAGUUGCAAUGUUAGUUCUAUGUUGUAGCUCCAACCUAUUUGAAUCUUCCGGACUUGAAAUUGUAGCUUCAAAGAUCCUCUCUUUUCUUUCUUGCAUUGUCUCCUAGUAUUGGUUUGUUUCUUCUCGAUGUCUUCACCUAAUCAGGAGCCUCUUUCCUGCGUGUCUAGCGGUUUCGCUUCCGGUUGAUUUUGAUAUUGAACAGGGAAGCAUAUCCACAUAUCAGUUCGCCGGUGUUAGACCCUUUGGAUGAUUACAAAAAAGAUCUGUAGUAUCCAUCAUCGACGAAUACUUUAGUUCUGGGGAUGUGGCGUAAGACCUCAGAGAAAUUGGUCUGAGCGAGUACCAUCCUUACUUUGUCAAGCGACUUGUUUCCAUUGCCAUGGACAGGAACCAUAAGGAGAAGGAGAAGGAGAAAGAGAAGGCUUCUAGGUUGUAUGCUGAUGUUGUUUCACCUGAUCAAAUCAGGGUUGGGUUUAUAAGAUUUAUUGAGUCGGUCGGUGAUCUUGCUCUGCACAUACCUGAUCUCCUUGCUUUGUUUAUUGCCCGAGCCAUCGUAGAUGAAAUCCUUCCUCCUGUUUUUCUAGCUAGAGCAAACAAGACUCUACCUGAAUCCUCUGAAGGGUUUCAAGUUAUCUUAACUGUGGAGAAGAGCUAUCUCUGGGCUCCUCACCACGCGGAGCUUGUGGAGAACAGAUGGGGUGGGAGCACUCUCGUUACGGUUGAAA
Molecule: messenger RNA, 1191 nt
Organism: Brassica rapa (field mustard)
Lineage: Eukaryota; Viridiplantae; Streptophyta; Magnoliopsida; Brassicales; Brassicaceae
Source: RefSeq, a predicted model, not a curated record